This is a messenger RNA of Metopolophium dirhodum (rose-grain aphid), 1032 nucleotides long. RefSeq lists its product as uncharacterized. The transcript is spliced from 2 exons. NCBI's taxonomy places the organism in Eukaryota, Metazoa, Arthropoda, Insecta, Hemiptera, Aphididae. The record is from RefSeq and is a predicted model, not a curated record. Bases 7 to 741 code for a protein of 244 amino acids.
UUGGAUAUGGAUCCAAAAGAAUUUAAUAUUAAAAAAAUAAAAUUUUUAGAGCGUGUAUCAAAGACUAAUGAAGAAAUUAAAACAUUAGAAGAGUCAACGAAAAAUCAGUCUGAAAGCGAACUAUGGAAAGUAGAGAGAAGUAUACGACUGACAGCCUCAAAUUUUGGAAAGGUUUGUAAACUACGAUUAACAACGUCAAGGAAAAAUACUGUUAAAAGUAUAUUAUAUAAUACAUUUUCCGGUAAUUUAUCGACAAACUAUGGCAUCGAAAAUGAACCUAUAGCAAGAAUUUCCUUCGAAAAAGUGAUCAACUUAAAAAUUAAACCGGCUGGUUUAUUUGUUGAUAAAACAUAUCAUUUUUUGGCUGCAAGUCCUGACGGGCUAAUCGAAGACGAUGGUAUCAUAGAAAUUAAAUGUCCAUACACUAUUAAAGAUCUCACACCUGAAGAUGCUAUCCAAAAUGGAAAAUUGAAAUUUGCGACAGUCAUCGAUGGAAAAUUAAAUUUAAAAACAAAUGAUAAUUACUAUUAUCAAAUACAAGGACAACUACACAUAACACAAAGAGCUUACUGUUAUUUCGUCGUGUGGUCAUCCAAAGGUAUGUUGUACCAAAAGAUUGUACGAGAUGACGUUUUUUUCGAACUACGAAUGCAGCAACAGUUGAUUUCAUUUUACCAUGACCAUUUGUUACAUGAAAUAUUAGAUUCCCGUUUUAAUCGUGGUUUACCCAUUAGAGAUUAAUUUUUAGCUUUUUUCGUAGUUAUAAUGUAAUAUAUUUAAUUAAAAUAACGACUUCAAUAUUAUUAUGUAUUAUUAAGUAUUUGAUAAAAAAUAAAUUAUAUUAAAUGUAAAAAAUUUUAAAAUGUUUAAAUACUACCUAUUCCUAUUUCUUAUACUAUAUAUUAUAUUAUUGUAAUGUAUUAAAACUAAAUCCAAGUGGCAAGUACAGUCAUAAAUCAUAAUUAACCCUAAUAUAAAUUAUUAUCGGUAAAUAUUGUAAUUAUAAAAACAUUAAAAUCCCCACAAUGGUUU